UCUGUCUUCCCGUCCGUUACUCAACAAUGAUUAGUUGGCACGUUGCGCUUAAUAUAGAGAGUAACUUGUGUGAUGAAAUGAGAGAGAGAGAGGUCUGAACUCUGAAGAAGAGCUGCAGAGCAGACAGACCAUCAGCGAAGCUCAAUGGGCACUUGUGUGAGCACAUGCUACCCCUGCUCGUCUUCCCCUCCCGCCUCCGGCGACGACCACCCAAUGUCCUUGUCCGGCGGCUCCCCGACUCUGGGCGCCACCGCCGUGCACCCGCUCCCGCUCACUUCCGGUUCUCCCGCGCCCACGCCCACCGCCUCCACAUCAACCUCCUCCUCCUUCUCCUUGAUGUCGGCCGCAAGCUCAUCCAUCUCCAUGGCCAGCACCACCACCACCACCUCCUCCUCCUCCUCGGCUACCACUAGCUAUUCCUCGCCGUCGUUGUCGUCGGGGCCUCGCUUCUCGGCCGAGUUCCUCAAGGCCCGCGCUUGCAGGGACACGGACGUGGAGACGGAGGUCGUGGUGCUCGACCCCAACAUCAACAGCAACAGAAAGAAGAGGAAGAAGCUCUCCCCUGCCUCCGCCACUCCUCGUCCGUCCUCGCCAAGAACGCCUCCGGCUCUGUCCGUGGUCAGGUCCCCAAGGAAGAACAAGCCUGGCAACAUCACCGGCCGCCGCGCAAGCACAACUCCGACGACGGCGGCGAGGCGCGUGCGGCCGCUUCCCCCUCGGGCGCCGCCUGCAGGGGCAGGAGGCUCGGCGUCCUGCGGGAGGAAGAGGCCUUCUUCGCCUUCGUGCCGAUCGGCAGAUUCAGCUGGGAGGAGGAAGAGCGCCAGGGCAGCGGCGGCCGCCGGCGGCGCUGGCGGAGAAUUGAGAAACAAAGAGCACAGGACAACUUGACGCCAGGCAGAACCAAAAAGAAAAACAAAUUGACUAUUUGAGCAAGCAAUGAAAUGUACCGGUAUUCUUACCCACAUCAGUUCAAAUUCAUGGACUUGUGCUAAAAAAAGAUGACAUAAACCGAUGACAGCGGCACAAGGUUACCAAAAA
Molecule: messenger RNA, 1038 nt
Organism: Aegilops tauschii subsp. strangulata
Lineage: Eukaryota; Viridiplantae; Streptophyta; Magnoliopsida; Poales; Poaceae
Source: RefSeq, a predicted model, not a curated record